AUGGCCGCUACAUUGUCCUCCUUCCGCCUCCCCACUGUCGCCACCGCCGCCAUCCCCCACCCACCGAAGCCCGAUCCGAGCCGCAGAUCCAACAAUUGGUGGGCGCCCAUCCUCGGUUGGUCCGCCGAGCCCGACUACAUUACCAACCAAAACUCCGAUCCCGCUGCCGAAUCGAGGCGGAUCUCGGCCGACAAGAGCCUCUUCCGCGGCUGCUUCACGGAGCAGAAGGCGAAGGAGCUGCGGAAGAAGACGAUCGAGACGACGACGUUCCACGACAUUAUGUACCAUUCCGCGAUCGCCUCCCGCCUCGCCUCCGAUCUGUCCGGCCGCGCCGAGGAUCGUUGA
This is a messenger RNA of Salvia splendens (bonfire salvia), 345 nucleotides long. RefSeq lists its product as uncharacterized. The record is from RefSeq and is a predicted model, not a curated record. The coding region runs from base 1 to 345 and encodes 114 amino acids. The transcript has a single exon. NCBI's taxonomy places the organism in Eukaryota, Viridiplantae, Streptophyta, Magnoliopsida, Lamiales, Lamiaceae.